This is a messenger RNA of Lagopus leucura (white-tailed ptarmigan), 1744 nucleotides long. Its product is annotated as IQ motif and SEC7 domain-containing protein 2-like. NCBI's taxonomy places the organism in Eukaryota, Metazoa, Chordata, Aves, Galliformes, Phasianidae. The record is from RefSeq and is a predicted model, not a curated record. Gene Ontology annotation, biological process: regulation of ARF protein signal transduction; actin cytoskeleton organization. Gene Ontology annotation, molecular function: guanyl-nucleotide exchange factor activity.
CGCUGCCACCUCCGCCAGCGACGUCACCCUUUACCUGGAUGAGGGGCUCCCUGGCUCCCCCCGGUCCCCCGAACGCCCCCCCAGCCCCGAACCCCCCCCCCCCAGCGGGGGGGGCCCCCCCCCCCCCCCCCCCCCCCCCCCACCCCCCCCGGCGCCCGCCCCCCCCCGGGGGGUCGGGGGGGGGGGGGACACCCCAAGAAGAGGUCCCGCCGCGGCGUGUCCCCCCUGUUUGGAAUGCCGGGGUCGGGGGGGUCACCCCCCUUUGCUGACUGUCGAGCCCCCCAGCGACAGCUCGGCCGACCUCAGCGACCGCUCUGACCGCGGUUCCGUCAAUCGGGUUGGGGGGGGUCCCUAUGAAUCCAAUGGUGCCGGGGGGGGCACUUUGCCCCGCAGCGGACCCCCGCCCCCACCCCCACCUCCCCCCCCGCCACCUCCCCCCCCCACCGCCCCCGAGGAGGGUUCGGAAGGGGACAACGAGAGUUUGGGGAGCAGCUCCAACUCCAACGAGACCCUCAAUUGUUCUUCGGGCUCCUCGUCCCACGACAGCCUGAGGAGACCCCCCCCCACCCCCCCCCCACCUCCUCCCGCCGCCCCCCCACAACCUCCCAGUGCCUCUGGCCCCCCUGGAAAAGCCACGUACCAACGGGAGCCACGGCAGAGCUGGGACUCACCGGCGCUCAACAACGACGUGGUGCAGCGCAGGCAGUACCGCAUCGGCCUCAACCUCUUCAAUAAGAAACCUGAAAAGGGGAUCCAGUACCUGAUCGAGAGGGGCUUCCUGUCCGACACCCCGGUGGGGGUGGCCCAUUUCAUCCUGGAGAGGAAAGGGCUGAGCCGGCAGAUGAUUGGCGAGUUCCUCGGCAAUCGCCAGAAGCAGUUCAACCGCGAUGUCCUCGACUGCGUGGUGGACGAGAUGGAUUUCUCCGGGAUGGAGCUGGACGAGGCUCUGCGUAAGUUCCAGUCCCACAUCCGGGUGCAGGGGGAGGCCCAGAAAGUCGAGCGCCUGAUCGAGGCCUUCAGCCAGCGCUACUGCGUGUGUAACGCGGCCCUGCUGCGCCAGUUCCGCAACCCGGACACCAUCUUCAUCCUGGCCUUCGCCAUCAUCCUCCUCAACACCGACAUGUACAGCCCCAGCGUGAAGGCGGAGCGCAAGAUGAAGCUGGAGGACUUCAUCAAGAACCUCCGAGGGGUGGACAAUGGGGAGGACAUCCCACGGGAGAUGCUGGUGGGCAUCUACCAGCGAAUCCAGAGCCGGGAGCUGCGCACCAACGACGACCACGUCUCCCAGGUUCAGGCUGUCGAGAGGAUGAUCGUUGGCAAGAAGCCGGUGCUGUCCCUGCCCCACCGCCGCCUGGUGUGCUGCUGCCAACUCUACGAAGUCCCCGACCCCAACCGCCCCCAGCGUUUGGGGCUGCACCAACGCGAGGUCUUCCUCUUCAACGACCUCCUGGUGGUGACGAAGAUCUUCCAGAAGAAGAAGAUCCUAGUGACCUACAGCUUCCGUCAGAGCUUCCCCCUUGUCGAGAUGCACAUGCAGCUCUUCCAGAAUGCCUAUUACCAGUUUGGGAUCAAGCUGCUGUCAGCGGCUCCGGGGGGGGAGCGGAAGGUGCUGAUCAUCUUCAACGCGCCCAGCCCUCAGGACAGACUGCGCUUCGCCAGCGACCUGCGGGAGUCCGUGGCUGAGGUGCAGGAGAUGGAGAAGUACCGAGUGGAGGGUGAGCGAUGGGAGGGCACUGGAAGCUAA